AUGCUUCACCAAUUUGAUUGUGAACAUGGCUCGAUUGUACUAAUCGUAACCUCUAAGGAUGGUUUCGAGGUUUUUCGUAGAACCAUUGCGGGUUUAGCGAGUAAGGCUAUCAUUGUAUUGGUAGCUGUUGCUGGUGGUUCGAAUGCAUCAUUUGACAGGAAGACUACUGCUGCUUGGUAUUGGAGUGAGAUGCAAGCAGGGGAACAACCGUUUUACUCUCUAGUUAGAGGCAGCCAGUAG
Arabis nemorensis is the source of this 240-nucleotide messenger RNA. NCBI's taxonomy places the organism in Eukaryota, Viridiplantae, Streptophyta, Magnoliopsida, Brassicales, Brassicaceae. The record is from the annotation of a GenBank genome assembly.